Ctenocephalides felis (cat flea) is the source of this 346-nucleotide messenger RNA. RefSeq names its product defensin-1-like. Gene Ontology annotation, biological process: defense response. The record is from RefSeq and is a predicted model, not a curated record. Lineage: Eukaryota; Metazoa; Arthropoda; Insecta; Siphonaptera; Pulicidae. The coding region runs from base 47 to 238 and encodes 63 amino acids. The transcript is spliced from 2 exons.
UUUAGUAGUUUUCGGGUUAGUGCUAGUGGCUCUAUUUGCUGUUACAAUGGCAGAAGACACCCCAGAUGAAAAUGAGAAAUUUGAAGUAAAGAUGUCAAAAGUGUCUUUGGAUGAAGUAGAGCCAGCACCACGUGUAGUAUGCCAACUUGGAGGAAAUAGAUUAUGCAAUGCUCGGUGCAUAUCUCUAGGAAAAAGAGGAGGCGCGUGCAAAAAAGGAACUUGCUACUGCAGAAAGUAAAGAAAACUACCAUAAAUUAUCAUUUAGCACAAAAUGAAUAACAAGUUAACUAUUUAUAACUUAUCCAUUUGUAUAUUAGCUUAGAUAAUCAGAAUACAAUAUCUAUGA